AUGGCCCGUAAGCGCAAGAGCGCAGCUACUGCUACUGACCAGUGCCCGCGGGAUCUCAACGAGAUCCCGUAUAUUGCUUGGAUGAACAAGCAGCUCGCAGCCGGACGCAAGCCCGCCGGCCCGUUGCCCGAAGGAACGCCUGAGGCGGGGGACACAUCUUACCAAGCCCUGCGUGAUGUCCCCACUCGCGGCCGCCGUGCGACUGACCGUGUUGCCUCCUCGCGCGUCUUGGACGAUGCGGCCUUCGGUAACGACGACGAUGACUCGGACUACAACGAGUGCGACGACGGCACCGAGGAUGACGCUGACUCUGGAGAGGAGGAGGACAAGGGCAUGUCCGACUCCGAGGAGGACGCCGACGCGGACGACGCCGACGCGGACUAUGCCGACGGCGACGAGGAUGACGCACCUGAGGAGGCGCAGCCCGCAGCACAAACGUCUCGUCGCGGCCGUGGUACUAUCGCAUCCGGAGCCAAGACCGCCGCUAAGGGCGGCGAACCACCUCGUGGCGCGGCCAAGACACGCAACCUGCACCCGGUGAAGCGCAGCGUUUGGUCACCCCGCGAGAGCACCAUUUUAGUGGCGGCGCGUUGGUUCAUGAAGGACGAACUCGAGCCACUCAUCGGCAAGCAAGGCUCUCAGUACUGGGCUCGCCUCGUCCGCCACAUCGAGAAAGAGAACACUGGGUGGGUGCGCGGCGUGAACGCGGUGCAGAAGCAGUGGCGAAAUCUCGUCACCAUGUACAAGCAACUGAAAAAGGGGGAGAAGACCUCGGGCAAGGGAGCGGUGUCACCCCCACCGCAGAGCACUCCGACGUCGAAGCGCCCGCGGGUUGCUGCGCCGGCAGCCAUGGCCGCCGCAAAGCUCGUCUGCGAGACCAUCAAAGGUUGUCACUCGGACGCGAUGAACAGGCUCGAAGGCCUCGUCCGCGCAUGGAUGGAGCAGGACGAGCGUAUUGCGCGCGAAAGCCAGGCGCAGCCCGCCCCCACCCCGCCGGCCCGCAACGACAUCCCCGCGACCUCGGACCCCCAGCCCGCAACGAACGCCGCCGAAGGCGGCGAUGACAGAUGGUUCCGUCGCGGGCAGGCUGGUGAUGGCGCCGCUAACCCGGAUGCUGCCGAGGAGGUGUGGGUUCGCGGCGACGACGAGUAA
Molecule: messenger RNA, 1152 nt
Organism: Closterium sp. Naga37s-1
Lineage: Eukaryota; Viridiplantae; Streptophyta; Zygnematophyceae; Desmidiales; Closteriaceae
Source: the annotation of a GenBank genome assembly